Messenger RNA from Heterostelium album PN500, 483 nucleotides. RefSeq lists its product as uncharacterized. The transcript has a single exon. Bases 1 to 483 code for a protein of 160 amino acids. The record is from RefSeq and is a predicted model, not a curated record. Lineage: Eukaryota; Evosea; Eumycetozoa; Acytosteliales; Acytosteliaceae.
AUGUCACCACUCAGAGCCAAGAGGAUGGUCCUUAAUCGUAGUAAGCCGGCUGUAAUCGGUUCGAUUGUUGGUUUAGGGAAUUCCGAAAAUAUGUUAUUUUCCAGAGUGAACAUUGCAUUAUCCAAUUUCCACCAUUGCUUUUUGAUUAUGAUUGGAUUAAAUAUAUCAAAUAUGGUGAGUACCGAUCGUAUCAUUCAACUAUUCUCAAGAGUCGAAACGUUUCGUAUCAAAUCCGACGAAUUUGAUAGCAUGGUUAAAAAUGGAAUUGAAUUAAGAGAGUAUUUAUGUGAUGAAUACUCCGAUAGCGAAGAAUUAGAUUAUACAGAAUCAAUUGUUAAGGAGCAAUACUUAGUACACCUUCCGCCGAUGCCAAAUCUAAAGAACAUCACUGUCGAUAGCUACAAUGGAUAUAAAUCAAACUAUAGUUCAUUUCUAACAUCGAUACUUACAAGCACACCGAAUGGUGAUGGUCAUGGCAUUUAA